AUGCCCUUACCCGGGGACCAAACCAAUUCCACAAUUGCCUAUUUUAUCCUCAUGCCAAUUGUGUUUCUACCCAUACUCUACGUCGGCUGGGUGGCACUUGUCAUUACACGAGGAGGUCUGCUCCCCCAAAGUGGCCGCACACGAGAAAUUGCCCUCUUCUUUUUCCGCAUCUUUUUGGUCCUGGUGAUCAUGUGGCUUCCCACCUUGAUUAGUCUCAUGGUGGGAAUAGCAAGUCACUGGGUAUUCUACUUUGUGGGGAUUUGGGCACAUUUGACUGGAAGUGUGACUUCCAUCUUUAGUCUCUGCAAGUCGGACAUUCGACAGGCCACCAUGGCCCUGCUCUGUUGCCAAGUCCGACAAGUCAAUGGCGAGUUUGACAAUUCCAUGAAUGGAACUUCGAGGCGACAAAGAAUCAGCCAAGACCACAAUGUUUUACACAAUAACCGAUGUAGCUCCGGCUCGACAAGCAAGAGGUGGUCUUCUCUAUGGCUUCGAUUCUCUCGGAAGGCAACAUUACCAGAAGAAGAACCGACAAUUGACAAUGGCGAGGGAGUGGGAACUCUGGAAGAUGGGGCCAUGGAAACGAAAAUCUGCAAUGGGAAUGAUGCCGAUGGUGAAGACGGUAAUGCUACAAAGUCAGAGCGGGUAGGCAGCGGGUGA
Messenger RNA from Seminavis robusta, 660 nucleotides. The record is from the annotation of a GenBank genome assembly. Lineage: Eukaryota; Bacillariophyta; Bacillariophyceae; Naviculales; Naviculaceae.